This is a messenger RNA of Eutrema salsugineum, 807 nucleotides long. Its product is annotated as ethylene-responsive transcription factor CRF1. Gene Ontology annotation, molecular function: DNA-binding transcription factor activity; DNA binding. Bases 1 to 807 code for a protein of 268 amino acids. The record is from RefSeq and is a predicted model, not a curated record. The transcript has a single exon. Gene Ontology annotation, biological process: regulation of DNA-templated transcription. NCBI's taxonomy places the organism in Eukaryota, Viridiplantae, Streptophyta, Magnoliopsida, Brassicales, Brassicaceae.
AUGGAGAAAGGUUUGAUUUCUGAGACAGAUCAUGAGCAUCCAAGAAUCAUCAAACAUACUUAUUCUUUAAAACACCUCGCAGAAACUCCAAGAAUCUUACGGAUCUCUGUCACUGAUCCAUACGCCACCGAUUCAUCAUCCAGCGACGAAGAAGAGAACCACAACAGGACGAGGAAACGACGACGUAUCAAGAGAUACGUCCGGGAAAUAACAUUCGAAACGCCUUUGUAUUCCUCUAAACACCAAAAUGUUUCAAAGAAAAGAGAUUCGACGGAGAAGAAGAAAUUCCGAGGAGUUCGACAACGGCCAUGGGGUAAAUGGGCGGCUGAGAUUCGCGAUCCAAUCCGCGGUGUACGACGCUGGCUUGGAACGUUUAACACGGCGGAGGAAGCUGCCAGAGUUUACGAUAACGCCGCCGUACAGAUACACGGACUAGCCGCUGUUACUAAUUUUGCUGCCGCUUCGAUUCCACCGGAGACACCGUGCGCCGCGGCCUGCAUUCAAUCUCCAAGCACAGUUCUCCAUUCGUCGACUUCCUUGGAUUCAUUAUCAAAUUCACCGACCGGACUAGAAAAUCGUUUUCCCGCUGCGCCAGAGAAGAUUUUUCCGCCAAAUGACUCUGUUUUCCUAGGUGAUGAUUUCAAUUUGUCCGAGAUUUUCGUUGAAGACUGUUUCUCUACUGGCUUUAGUUCAACAUUCGGGUUCUCACAUCGGCACGUGGAGGAUCGUUUUAAUGAUAUCAGUGAUUUGUUUGGCUCGGAUCCUUUUCAAGAUUUUGACCAUUUCUUCGGAUCGGAUUUUACUUAA